AUAUUAUUGGAGGCAAAGAUGAAAGGAUUAAGGCCUUGGAAGCCAAACAAAAAGAGUUAGAAACACAAGUGGAAGAAUUAGAAAAUGAAGUGGAAAUGGAGCGAGAAGAAGCAGAGAAAGCCUUAGAA
Messenger RNA from Paraglomus occultum, 128 nucleotides. NCBI's taxonomy places the organism in Eukaryota, Fungi, Glomeromycota, Glomeromycetes, Paraglomerales, Paraglomeraceae. The record is from the annotation of a GenBank genome assembly.